AUGCUCGCGCGGUCACGUCCAGCUCGCCCGCCGGAGCGUCUCCUGCCGGCACUGUGCUCUGCGGUUGUUAACCUAUUGCGAGAGCGUUACCCGAACUACAUGGCUGACAGCAAGCGAAUCGCCAAGAUUUGCGAGAAGAUGGCAGCAGCCAUCGACGAGCGAAAUCUGCUUGCCGGUGUGCAGAGCGGGGAGGCUCCUGGCUGUACGCUGAGCGGUCUGCGCACUCUAGUCCAGGAAUUUGCAGUUGCGGGGGUUGGAUCUGGGUUUAAAAGUUUGCAUGACUCGGCUAUUCUAACACUAAUGUGGCACACGUUUGGCCGUGCAAUAGAUACUUGCUUUGCGAGAAAGUUCCAACUCUCCAUCGCCUCGUCGGGCGAGCUGUUCCUACAUGUGGCGCGCAUCAAGACAUCGGUCGUCCAGGGGAUCUCUGUCUACAAGUCAGCAGUUCACUGGGAGCAGUGCAUGUUUCAUGCACUGGGCAUGAUGUUCGUGGGGGCGUCAGAACCGUCAAGCUACAUCUUUCCCCUGGUGCCCCACGCUGAAUCGUCUGAGCUACCAGGGGAGAAAACCUACAGUCAAGACGAGGCGAUCAUGUACUGGAACAAUUUAGAAGACAAGCCCAGCUCCAAAGAAGAACCAACUGCAAAAAGAGUGCGCGGUCGCCCAAAUGUACCCAAAUACAUUAACGACGUCAUUACGGAGAUGACUGAGCGCGUUUCUAAGGCUAGCGCACCGCUGCCGCCGGCCAUGACUGCUGGGCUAUCAAGCCAUUCUCUGCGACGCGUCUCAGCUGCGUACGCCAACGCGUCGCCUAAGCUAGCCAUCCAGUCGAUAUCGACGCGCGGGGCCUGGCUGCUGGACUCGCUGACGAAGGCUUUUGCCUACGUCGGCACUACGACCCGCGAAGGCCAAGAGCGUCGGGAAAGUGCUGGCUGGCUACAACGACCCUCAUCUUCCGUGCGCGACGCCGUCGAUCCAGACGCUGCAAAAGGUCUUGCCUGCGCUUGA
This is a messenger RNA of Phytophthora sojae, 1008 nucleotides long. RefSeq lists its product as hypothetical. Gene Ontology annotation, molecular function: DNA binding. Bases 1 to 1008 code for a protein of 335 amino acids. The transcript has a single exon. The record is from RefSeq and is a predicted model, not a curated record. Gene Ontology annotation, biological process: DNA recombination; DNA integration. NCBI's taxonomy places the organism in Eukaryota, Oomycota, Peronosporomycetes, Peronosporales, Peronosporaceae.